AUGUUGCUGCAAUUAUUUUUUCUUUCGAUUUUCGCUUUUCGCCAACAUGAGGCCAAGGAUUUGAGCAAAACAAGACUUACGGGGAUCCAGGUGAGUGUAAAAUACGAUUUGUAUGCUUUUAUGAUGCAUUUUCCAGGCCAAACACAUUUAUAAAUUGUUCCAAGAAGGGAAUGUGAGCCUAAUAUUCGAUGUAAAUCAACAGCCAAACUCUCGGGCCUUAUUGUUUCGCUUCUCGAGUGCUGCGAAUCCAAGCAAAUCCAACCUAUACCUCCUCUCAGAGACUACUGUAAGUUAUUUUGAUCCAAAAAGUAUCACAAUAAGUUUUUAGGACACAAAAAAUCAUCUAACUCUUCGCCUUGGAAAAGAAAUUUUCACCGUCGAAACAGGAAUCUACAAUCAAAACUUCCAUCGAAUCCAUCUCCUGCUUGGCCAUGGACACUUCCAAAUCAUUGUGGACUGCGUGAAAAUCGCUGACAGCCCUUUCAAUACCCACAACAUUCCGGGGUAAGCUUUGAGCCAAAGUUUACAACCAUUUCUCCUUACUUUAGUCAUCAGAAAAAGUUGGUAUUGGAUGUGGGAGUUUCGCCCGACGAUUCCUCCGUCUUCCCCGGUCAUAUCCGCGAAUUCUCGGCUGACACGCCUCAGGCAACUCAUAUGCGAUGUGCUGAUAUUAUUCUGAGCCGUCAGCCGAGGCUGGAGCGAUCGCUGGCCGAGGCCGAUGCGGCCGAACUUGAAGAGGAAAGAGGGGUUCAAACUAAUACUGUUAACGAAGAUGGCGACCAGAUCGCUGAGUUGGAGGAGAGAGUAAAAGUGCUGGAAGAUGAGGUGGAGCAUUUCCGAUCGUAUGUUUCAAAAUUUGAUAAGCGAAUUCAAACCGUGGAACUUCAUCAACGAGGAUGUAUGGUAAGUGGGAUGGAAAAUGCAAAUUUUGAAAAAAGGUUGAAAAAUUGAAUUAAAAUUAAGGCAAUUUAGUACUCUAUGGCAAUUUUAGGUCAUUUUUAGCAAUUUAGCGGGGUAAAGAUUCAAAUCAAAUAUUUUCCGCCAUUUUUGGCAUUCUGUUUCAAUCGUAUUUUUUGCAAUUUUUGAUCAAAAGAAGAAUGCUGAAACUUAUUUUGAUCACUUUCCCUUCAAAUUAGCUCAAAUCUCGUCAAAAGCGGCAAUAUCUUCUCCAUUUUUAGGUGGAUGGUCAUCUCCUUCAUAUAGGCCAAAAACAGCCCAACUACCUCAACUGUUCGCAAUGCCAGUGCUCAGCCAGCGGCGAGCUUCACUGUGGUCCCAUUGGCUGUCCGCAUCUCAAAUGUGCCCAUCCAUUCAAGCCUCAGGGCAACUGUUGUCCGGUCUGCGGAAAACAAUGCUAUUACAAUGGAAACAAUUACGAACAUGGAGCCGAGAUCUGGCCAAAACAAUGUGUACGGUGCAGAUGUGAUCAUGGGCGAAUGGAGUGUCAGUUCCAGUAAGUUUUGAGAGAAAACUCAAGUGAAUUAUUCAGGUUUUCUACAAAAAUUGUAGCAUAUUUUUUCAAAAUUUAUAUUAUAUUUACAGGGAAAGUACCCCAAGUUGCGACGCUCAGAUUUUGCUCAAACUUGGCGCAAACUUAGAGUAUUUCUCUCGAAAAUAUAUGCGAGAAUCCUAGCUCGCGCUUUGCAGAAACAACCGAGAUUUUUCAACCGAAAGUCAGCGAAAAAUUGACACUUUUUGCCGAAUUUCGGCACGAAAAGUUUUAUGCCUAUUUCUACUAUAGAGGGUAAUGUUUCCACAAAAAAUAAAUUUUUUCCGCAAAAAACUAGCGAAGUUAUGGCCAAAAAGUGUUUCUCUCUCUGACCGCUCUCCGCGGUUAGCAUGCUCUCUCGGCGGCAAAGAUUGUUCAAUUUCUAGGCGCCGUUUGCAAAGCGCGAGCUAAAACUUUCAGGAAUUGGUACUUAGUUUAUGACCGACGUGUGUGCAAAAUUUCAAGAAAAUCUGAGCCUAGCACACAUCAGAUACAAAAUUUUUUUUACUUAAAUUGAAAAAUCUAAUUUGGAGGUUCCAUUAGCAUUGGUCCAUAUAUGGGAGGUGCUUUAUAAAUUUCAGCGCACUUGUCUGUUCGACCCCUGCGGAUUUCGUCCAAAGUUAACUUUGGACGAAAUUCGCCCAAUCUCGUCCUAAGAGUGGACGAAAAUUUUUUUUGUCUGGACGAAAUCAAAAAAUCCACCGAUUGGGCGAAUUUUUCAAAAUUUCGGGCCUCAAAUGGACCAAGUCCAAAGUUAACUUUGGAAUCGGUCCAAAGUUAACUUUGGACCAAAUCCGCCAUUUUUAGUCCAAAGUAGUAAAAUUUUGGGAUUUGAAGUCACACCCCGUAUUUUUACAUUUUAAGAUUACUGCCGAGAUUUUUGGGGCGGAGGGGGUGGAAAACAGUGGUAAGGCGGGACCAAGGACAAAUUUUUGCUAUAAGAAGCGAAAUGUUUUACAGAACUGCCAGUUCAGGCAUUUUCUUAUAUUGUACUAGGUAUUUUUAAGAGUGAUUGGUUUAAUUCAGCUAGUUCUCAAGACGAAACCGUCUAUUUGAUCAUACUGGUUUAUUUUUGACAUCCUAAAUGUGCUUUAGGAUGUCUAAAUAGCCAAUGCUAGCACAUACUCAACAAAAAACCCCAACUGCGAGUCAAGGGGCCGACAAAAAGCAAAUAUCAACGAUGUAAAACGUCGUUGACUCCGCGCAAAUAGCUAAAAAACACGUGAAGUCUGUAAAAUACAGCCGUAAUCAUAAUUGAAAGCCAGGAGAACGAAGAAAUACAUGAAGAAAACUUAUUUGUGACGAAAAAUGUGUUUUUCUCGCCGCAAAAAAAAAUUCAGAAAAUGCAUCAUCCAAACUUCAUAGGUUGGAUGAGCGAAAGUUCUGAACCUGGUGUCUUUUUCAGGGUAAACUAGGGAGUGCUAGUAGUCAUUUACAACCGUUUUUAAUACACUGCCGCGUUAUAAACGGGUGUCAUCGUGACACAUUUUCGGGACUAAGCUAGGCGCCGCAAUUUGCGCCCUGUGAUUUCACAGAUUUGACUGUCGAAAAGUUUUUCUUCAUGUAUUUCUCUGUUUCCGUGGCUUUUAAUAAUUAUGAUUACGGCUGUAUUUUACAGUCUUCACGUGUUUUUUACCUAUUUUCGCGGAGUCAACGAUGUUUUACAUCGUUGAUAUUUGUUUUAUGUCGGCCUCUUGACUCGCAGUUGGUUUUUUAUAGAGUUUGCGCAAGCGUUGGCUAUUUUGACAUCCUAAAGCAAAUUUAGGAUGUCAAAAAUAAAUCAGUAUGAUCAAAUGGACGGUUUCGUCUUGAGAACGAGCUGAAUUCAACCAAUAACUCUAAAAAAUACCUAGUACAAUAUACGAAAAUGCCUGAACUGGCAGUUCUGUAAAACAUUUCGCUUCUUACAGCAAAAAUUUGGCCUCGGCCACCCUUUACCACUUUUUUGCACCCGCUCCGCCCCAAAAAAUCUGUAUAAUACCUGUCACAAUAUAAUAAAUAGGAUGCACAGGCAGUCCUGUAAAAAUUUCGCUUCUUAGAGCAAAAAUUUGUUCUUGGUCCCCCCCUUACCACCUUUUUCCAAAUCCUUCCGCCCCAAAAAAUAUGUAUAAUACCUAGUACAACAUAAAAAAGAGGAUGGCUAUAAUACACAGAUUUCAAAAGUCGAAUUUUGAUUUUCCAACCAAAAAGGUAAAAAAAUCCAAAGUUUGGACUUAGUCCAAACUUUGGACUUCGUCCAUCCAGAUGGACGAAAAAGCAAAAUUCCACGGGAAGAAAUAUGCUUGGACUAAUACCGGCAGAUUUAGUCCAAACUUUGGAUCCGGCAAAAAGUCCAUGAAAUUUUUGGACGAGAUUGGGCGAAUUUCGUCCAAAGUUAGCUUUGGACGAAAUCUGCAGGGGUCGAACAGACAAGUGCGCUGAAAUUUAUAAAGCACCUCCCAUAUAUAGAAAAUAUCCAAAAUAUUAGCAAAAUCCCUCUGCACAAAAAAAAGUUGAUGCGAUUUGAAAAUUUGGGAUUAAAACAGGCGUUUUUGGAACUGAAAACAUCCUUCGGUUGUAGGAAUUUCGGGUUUUCUUCAACAAUAAUGUUUUUUUAUAUCUAAUCUAUCAAUUACAGGGCGAAAAUGCCCGUUCAAUGCUGAUGUGUAGCAUUUGAUGUACUUCCCUUGUUAAUAAAAAAUAAAUUUUUAUUUUCAGCCGUCCCGAGAACUGUCCCAAACUCGACUGCGUUCAUCAAGAGACCCCCACGAACCAAUGCUGUCCCGUCUGCGUCAAUGUCGACUAUUGCGCGGGCGACAAAAACCCGUGUCAUCCGAAUGCGGAGUGCGUGAAUGGGCAGUACAAGGCGGAAUGCCGAUGCAAAGAGGGGUUCUUCGGGAACGGAACAACCUGCUACGACAUCGAUGAGUGUUUGUGGGAUAUGAGUGCUCGCGAACAGUUGGGCGGAUGCGAGCAGGGGACGAUUUGCAUCAACUUGCCGGGCACUUUCAAAUGCGAUUGCUUGCCCGGCUUUCAGCGAUUGGACGACAGGCAUUGUUUGGAUCUGAUUCGGAUAUAA
This is a messenger RNA of Bursaphelenchus xylophilus (pine wood nematode), 4547 nucleotides long. Lineage: Eukaryota; Metazoa; Nematoda; Chromadorea; Rhabditida; Aphelenchoididae. The record is from the annotation of a GenBank genome assembly.